GCGGGGCCGGGCCGUGCGUCACUUCCGCUGUCAGGUGGCCGCCGCGGAGCGGAGCGGAGGCCGCGCGGGGCUGCGGGGAGCGGCCGCGCCGGCCCCGGGGCCAUGGAGCCCUCGACCUUCCAACCAGCCAGGCUUCUCCGAGGUGAGGACUCCUGUCUGCUGAGACGCUGGAAAACCUAGUUUGGGAGAAGAGUGAAGAUACAGUUGAUGCUGAACUACAGCCAAGGAUGAAGCGGCGAGCAUCAGACAGAGGAGCUGGAGAAACAUCCACUAAGGCAAAAGCUCUUUGUACAGGGAUCUCUGGAAAUAAUGCCAAGAGAGCGGGCCCUUUCAUACUGGGUCCACGUUUAGGUAACUCUCCUGUGCCAAGUAUUGUUCAGUGUUUGGCAAGGAAGGAUGGGACAGAUGACUUUUAUCAGCUAAAGAUUCUCACCUUAGAAGAAAGGGGCGAUAAAGGAACAGAAACACAGGAAGAACGACAGGGCAAGAUGCUGCUGCACACGGAGUAUUCUCUCCUUUCCCUGCUCCACAAUCAGGAAGGAGUGGUUCAUCACCAUGGGCUCUUCCAGGACCGAGCUUGCGAAAUUAUAGAAGAUCUAGAAGCCAACAGAAUGGUCAGAAAAAUGAAGAAGCGCAUUUGCCUUGUGUUAGACUGUCUCUGUGCUCAUGAUUUCAGUGACAAAACAGCAGAUCUGAUCAAUCUGCAGCAUUAUGUCAUUAAGGAGAAGAGGCUGAGUGAGCGAGAGACGGUUGUGAUAUUUUAUGAUGUGGUACGAGUGGUGGAAGCAUUACAUAAGAAAAAUAUUGUGCACAGAGACUUGAAACUAGGAAACAUGGUGCUAAACAAAAGGACUCAUCGGAUAACCAUAACAAACUUCUGCCUGGGGAAGCACCUGGUGAGUGAGGAUGACCUUCUGAAGGACCAGCGGGGGAGCCCUGCCUACAUCAGCCCCGAUGUGCUCAGCGGUCGGCCGUACCGUGGCAAACCCAGCGACAUGUGGGCGCUGGGCGUCGUGCUCUUCACCAUGCUCUAUGGCCAGUUCCCCUUCUAUGACAGCAUACCUCAGGAGCUCUUCCGCAAAAUCAAGGCUGCCGAGUACACCAUCCCUGAGGAUGGUCGGGUCUCAGAGAACACUGUGUGCUUGAUCCGAAAACUGCUCGUCUUGGAUCCGCAGCAGCGCCUGACGGCUUCUGAAGUGCUGGAUUCUCUCAGCUCCAUCAUAGCAUCGUGGCAGUCCAUGUCAUCGCUGAGCGGUCCUUUGCAGGUGGUGCCGGACAUUGAUGACCAGGUGGCCAACCCUGAACACUCACAGGAGGCGAAGGUGACGGAGGAAUGCUCGCAGUACGAGUUCGAGAACUACAUGAGGCAGCAGCUGCUCCUGGCCGAGGAGAAGAACACUUUGCACGAGGCCAAGAGCUUCCUGCAGAAGCGACAGUUUGGGAACAUCCCCCCCGUGCGCCGCCUGGGCCACGAUGCGCAGCCCAUGAACCCUCUGGAUGCGGCCAUCCUGGCCCAGCGCUACCUGCGGAAGUAGCUUCCACACCUCUGGGAGCAGAGCACGCCCUGCAGCCCGCUCCCACACUGCAGCCCAGCAGCAAUACCGGUGUCCCACGACGGAGAAUCAUGUAGCAGUUCUGAGCUCUGCUCGGGGACACACUCUGGAGGGAGAAGACUUUUUCACGAAGCUCCUUUUGGAAGCAGCGGCCUCUCGGCGUCUUCUGGAAUCUCUGUUUUUAAAUCGAAGCCUAGGUGACUAAUCUGCUUCUAAUCACGACUGUAAUCUACCUCUCUUGUCUUUUUAACCGUGCUGUUCUCUGGACCGAGCAAAGCCCGUGGGGAAGGAGACUCCCAGGGUGAAGCUGGCUUGCUGGCACGAGAGUUUGCGGCUGUGUAGCAUGGAGAGUCGACCGAUUGCAUUCGCUCCGUAUGGUUUGAAUAAGCUUAGAUUUAUCCGGGUUUCUUGAAAGUAAGAAUUUCCUGAAGCCUCCCACUUCCCCCCCCCCAUCUGCAUCGAAUCUUUUUCUGUUCUUACCGUGCCCCCUGGUGUUGCUGCACUGCCCUGGGUGGUGGUGUGUGUGGGUGGGAGGACCAACAGCCCCCCAUCACCCAGCAGUCCAUCACCAACAGCCCUCAACGGUGGCACAGGGAUGGGAAGAGUGACUGCAGGCCAUGGCUGUGCAGACCAUCCCCCCCUGUGCCCGUGGUUGAUUGGGGGCUGCACAGCACUCAGCCCUGCGUGGCCUUCUCCCUCUCCCCCAGCUCUUUUAGUUUUCAUUAAGAAUACACGAUUUAAUCUUUAUUUUUUUUUUUCCUGUAGCUUAUCCGAGGUGCAGUUAAAGUUGCAUUAAUUCUGACCUAGCAUUUUCACACUUCAGUUGUGGUACAGAUCUAAUAUAUGGGUUAUAAUGUGAACGAGCUGCCCCCCAUCAUCCACCCGAGCUCUGUGCUCCAGUGGGGUGAGCAGCAGCUCAGGUGUAGCAUUGCCUUCUCUUGCCCCUCGUGGGGCUGCUGCCUGCUCAUGGCUGGAGCAGCAGGCGUUGCUCCCCUCGCCGCAGCCCCCAGCUGAGCCAGUAGCUUCAAGCCUUCGCCUUAUUUAUUGAGCUGACGGAUCUGUCCCCUGCCCCACCACCCUCCCCUCUCCUCCCCGUUUCUUUUUCUCUUCCGUUUCCCAAAGUCAAAGCAAUACUCUGGGGCCUGUGAUACGGAGUGCCAUCGCCGGGGGAUCACAGCUGUGCUACAGUUGGACUGGAACCAGGGGGGGGAGGGAGGGGGACACGAGUGGUGCGCUGGGGAGCGGUGUUGGCACGCUGUGGGGAAAGGUUCCUAUUGUAAGGAAAAGGAGAAAAAAAAAAAAGAGGAAAAAAAAAAAUUUGUAUAAAGAUGUUAUUUUUGUACUACAUCGAACCUCCUCCUGCAUGUCGGCAAUAAAAGUUGGUACUGAGA
Messenger RNA from Phasianus colchicus (ring-necked pheasant), 2944 nucleotides. RefSeq names its product serine/threonine kinase 40 (gene STK40). The record is from RefSeq and is a predicted model, not a curated record. Gene Ontology annotation, biological process: protein phosphorylation. Gene Ontology annotation, molecular function: protein kinase activity; ATP binding. NCBI's taxonomy places the organism in Eukaryota, Metazoa, Chordata, Aves, Galliformes, Phasianidae.